Messenger RNA from Orussus abietinus, 1938 nucleotides. It is a transcript of the gene mRpS30, whose product is annotated as 28S ribosomal protein S30, mitochondrial. Lineage: Eukaryota; Metazoa; Arthropoda; Insecta; Hymenoptera; Orussidae. The record is from RefSeq and is a predicted model, not a curated record. Gene Ontology annotation, molecular function: structural constituent of ribosome. Gene Ontology annotation, cellular component: mitochondrial large ribosomal subunit; ribosome; mitochondrion. The transcript has 4 exons. Gene Ontology annotation, biological process: translation. The coding region runs from base 179 to 1837 and encodes 552 amino acids.
UGAAAUAACUGUGGAACGGGCAUCAUGGCCAUUUUUUACCUUCUCUACAAGAAUCGAGGUGAAGUAAGGAAUUGAAGAAACGAAAGGAAGUUUCGAAUGAAGGUAUAACCUCAAUUUAAACCGUACCGAGAUGUCUCGAAGCAUUAUUGAGUAACGAAGUAUUCAUAAGAUAUUAGAAAUGUCGUUAAGUCGAAUAAAUAAGCGCUUCUGCGCUAGAGUGCUGCCUGUUGUCGGACAUACUGCUCGAAAAUAUAUUUCUCCAGCAGUGGAAGAAAUUCAGUCCUCCAAAGUGCCAGAAUAUCCUCCAAUAUUGGAUGUUUCCUACCUUGCACAAAAGCAGAGACAACGCGAACAAGCUGCAAAUGAGGUUAAAGUUAUAAAAACUGUAGAAGAAAAAUUGUUUAAGUUAAACAUCCCAAGAUACUAUGGUUGGAAUACCCUUAACUUAGAAGAAGGAAAAAUUUGCUAUAAUUCGCUACCUUUUGCCCAAUAUAUUACAAGAACGCAUGUAAAGAGUGAUUCGGAUCUACCAUCGUGUUACAACGACUCCAUUGAAUCCGAUGUAUUGAAUGUUCUUGUUGAUGGAAUUAAAGACAAAAUUAAAAAUGCAAUUUUAUUUGAGUACACUGAACGGCGGAGAGAGUCAGAGUUAGAUAAAGAUGUUUUAUUAAGUCCUUCAAAAUUGGAUGACGUUAUGGCAGAUGCUGUGGUUCGACAAAUUAAUAGGCUCAUUCUAGGUACUCUUUCAACAAAGUAUCCACAUCUGUUAGAAGUGCAAGUAGACUAUGAGCCACGUAUUGAAGCAUUUUGGAAAGUAGGUGGGAUAGUACCGACUAAGGGCUCACGGAGUGCAAAAAUAAAUAAUGAGUUUUUAAAAGAAUAUGCUGAUAUGCCGAUAGACAGAUGGUUUCAAUACAAUGGAAAUCCGCUGUUACAGUUAAGACACGAGUUUCCUUUGAAGGAAAUCAUUCCGUUAAGUGAUUCGGAAAACACAGAUCUUAACGUUCCUGAAUUUAGAUACGAUCCUCGAGUACUGGGAUACAGUAAUAAAUUACAACACGGCACAUGCAUUCCUGGAUUUUGGCCAGGUGAUCCAAGCGAGUUCGGUACUUUGUCUUAUCAUAAACGAGGCUACAUGGCUGAAAGGCCUGCAACUUAUGAUGAUAAAGAUGAUACUCUUAUUGCACAAUCGAUACUAGCAUCCUAUGGAUGGCUUUAUCCGCAGGCAUGUUAUCAAGGCUUUUCAACAUUUCAAGAUGUAACGUACCCAUUAGUAACGCAAACUAUUAUAUCAAAUGGUCAAUGGUGGACAUUCUGUGUGUACCAGCUAAACACAACGCUUCUAUAUAGUGAACAUAUAGAUAUUAAUCCCAGGCGAAACAUAUGUUGGGCCACUAAACCAAUGAAAUUAUUUGAGAAAGUUGAAGAGAAACAGCUUCAUGGAUUUAACGAAGAAGUUUUGAAGCUGUUAAUUAAGUUUUAUGCCAAUGUUCCCAUAGAAAGAGCAAUAAACAUGAAACCGUAUCUGGGAGAAACGGAAAAAGUAAUAGCAGAUAUUGAGGAUCCCGAGAGAAGAGAGUGGCUAGAGCAUAAUUACAAAUAUCUGGUUUCCAAGAGAUCUAGGCAUAGAUUAAUGCCAGAGAUUUAUAAUUGGGAGUGGAUUUAUAAGAUCAACCAUAAAACCCGUCCGUUGGAUAGGCGGGACACAAAAUGGGAGCUUGGAAAGCCUAUAAUAAAUCGCAGAUUAGAUGACCAUACACCACAAUAUAUACCAAAGGCUUUAAGGCCAGAAGGUCCGAAAAGCAAAAAUAAAUGGGCCAAGACGUAUUAUCCAUAAACAAAGUGUAAUUAAUGUUUUACGUUAUAUUUAGAUUUAAUCACAGAUUCACUCUGAAGUACAGGCAGGUAAAAAUUUGUUUUUACAGUUUUGCUAUGGAA